AAGUGAGAAUGCACAUGGCUACUCUAUCGCAAUUAAUAUUUCUUUGAAGGCUUAAACCGAUGUCAGGGCGCCGCAAAAAUCCCGUUUUUACCAACUGUGGAAUUAUUUUGCAAUAAGGAAUAUAAAUCGCAACACGAUGUAAGGAUUCCGCUACAGCCUGACUGGCGUCGCUUAACCGAAGGCUGGAAGUUGGUACGAGAGGGUACGUUAAAGUCGGAAUGGUAAUAUUUUGGAGCACAAGAAUGACGACAUCCAACAGCUGAACAUUGACUCGGAAAGGCGUACGUGUCGCGAAGAUAAGAGACGGAGUUGCUGCGUUUGAUUGGGUUGUGUUCCUAGGUGACUGUCUUGGAGCUGGGUCUUGAUACGCAGCCGUCGAAGUCGUGGAAGUGAGCUGGUGUCUAUUCAAGAAAACAAGUGGGAAGGUCGGAACAGAAGCAAACGAAAAUGAAUCCGGAUCGUUUCAUCAAGGGCCUGUCCGGGCAUCUGGAGCCGUCAGUGCGCACGCACCUGAAGAACGUCUACUCGGCGGUGUCGGUGUCGACGCUGGUGGCGGGCGCCGGCGCGACGGUGCACCUCUACACGGGCCUGCUGUCGGGCGGCCUGCUGUCGACGCUCGCCGCCCUCGGCUUCAUGGCAGCGCUCAUGUUCACGCCUGACGACGGCAAGAACACCGGCAGGCGGCUGGGCCUGCUGGCCGGCUUCGCCUUCUGCUCAGGUCUGGGCCUGGGCCCGCUUCUGCAGAUGUCGCUUUACAUCAACACGACUCUGAUCCCGACGGCCUUCCUGAUGACGAGCGCAGUGUUCGUCAGCUUCACGCUGGCCGCCCUGUACGCCCGCCGCGCCCAGUUCCUCUUCCUGGGCGGCAUCCUUGGCUCCGGACUCUCCAUGAUGCUGAUGCUCUCGCUGGCCAACCUCUUCUUCAAAUCGCGGAUGAUUUUCCAGCUGGAGCUGUACGGCGGCCUGCUGCUGUUCUGCGGCUUCAUCCUGUACGACACCCAGCUGAUCAUCGAACGCCGCCGUCGCGGCGACAAGGACUACGUGUGGCACGCCCUCAUGCUCUUCGUCGACCUCGUGGACGUGUUCCGCCACAUCCUGGUCAUCCUCAUGCAGAAGGAGAAUCGGAACAAGAAGAAGAACUGAGCGCCGUGCCGACGGCGCCGGCCUGACUGCCGCAUAUGCUGCACGUGCACGUGUGCGUGUUCUGCUCGGAGCACGGCCAGUCUCGCCGCAUAUAUUAACGCCUCGAGCUUCUCCGUAAUCGGCAUAUCGUUCGGACUUGUAUCCGAGGGCAACUAAUUUGCGAUAAUAAUUCUGCGCGUGUGUGCAAAGCAAGCGAGGGAGGGGGGCAUCCGUAAUACCGGGCCGCGAGGUGGCGUCCGAAGGCGUGAGUGGGCUU
Pollicipes pollicipes is the source of this 1399-nucleotide messenger RNA. RefSeq names its product bax inhibitor 1. Gene Ontology annotation, cellular component: mitochondrial membrane. Lineage: Eukaryota; Metazoa; Arthropoda; Thecostraca; Pollicipedomorpha; Pollicipedidae. Gene Ontology annotation, molecular function: enzyme binding. Bases 448 to 1143 code for a protein of 231 amino acids. The record is from RefSeq and is a predicted model, not a curated record. Gene Ontology annotation, biological process: cellular response to unfolded protein; negative regulation of apoptotic signaling pathway; negative regulation of endoribonuclease activity. The transcript has 5 exons.